Molecule: messenger RNA, 1041 nt
Organism: Fraxinus pennsylvanica
Lineage: Eukaryota; Viridiplantae; Streptophyta; Magnoliopsida; Lamiales; Oleaceae
Source: the annotation of a GenBank genome assembly
AUGGAGUGGACCAGAGGGCGCACCAUAGGCCACGGCGCAACUGCUACCGUGUCGAUAGCCACUUCUGGGUUGGGUGACGUAUUUGCUGUCAAAUCGGCAUAUUUAUCGAAAUCCGAGUUCUUACAAAGGGAGCAAAAGAUAUUGUCCACUUUGAAUAGUCCUUUCAUAGUUGAGUACAUAGGGUAUGGCAUUACUCGACACAACAAUACAAUCAUGUUCGAUUUGAUGAUGGAAUAUGUUCGUUAUGGUACGCUUGUGGACGUCAUUCACAAGUGUGGCGGCUGGCUUGAUGAAUUCUUGAUCAGUCACUACACACGCCAAAUUGUUCAAGGAUUGGAAUAUCUCCAUUCAACUGGUAUAGUGCAUUGUGAUAUCAAGGGGAGAAACAUUUUGAUAGGAGAAGAUGGUGUCAAAAUUUCAGAUUUUGGUUGUGCCAAGAGGAUAAAAAAUCCAGUGGAAGGUAUAAAGGAUGAUGGAGAAGCAUCAAUAGGAGGCACACCGGCGUUCAUGGCACCAGAAGUUGCAAGAGGGGUGGAGCAGGGAUUUCCAGCUGAUAUUUGGGCAUUAGGAUGCACAAUUAUUGAAAUGGCCACAGGCGGUUUGCCUUGGCCUAAUCUUAGCCAUCCAUCAUCACUACUUUACCGAAUUGCGUUGUCGGAAGAGUUACCGGAGUUUCCAGCCUUCCUUUCGGACAAAGCAAAAGAUUUCUUGAGUAAGUGCUUAAGAAGGGAUCCAAAAGAGCGAUGGACGGCUAAACAACUUGUUAAACAUCCAUUUCUUGAGGAAUUAUCCAAUAUGAAGAAAGUAACAAAUGAUACAGCCGGCUCGCCAACAAGUAUUCUUGAUCAAGGCAUUUGGAGCUUCAUAGAUGAAUCAGAAACCUCAUACAAUCAGAGUCCAACAGAUAGUACCUUAAAUUCUCCAAGCCAAAGGUUGAAGCAGUUGUCGAUGAGUUCAGGAUUAAUGGUUAACUGGAAUUGGGAAUACAGUUGGGUAACAGUUAGAGACAGUGAAGAUAACAUUAUUAGGCCAGUUCAAUGA